Messenger RNA from Scylla paramamosain (green mud crab), 1253 nucleotides. RefSeq lists its product as uncharacterized. NCBI's taxonomy places the organism in Eukaryota, Metazoa, Arthropoda, Malacostraca, Decapoda, Portunidae. The coding region runs from base 245 to 1210 and encodes 321 amino acids. The transcript has a single exon. Gene Ontology annotation, biological process: protein phosphorylation. The record is from RefSeq and is a predicted model, not a curated record. Gene Ontology annotation, molecular function: ATP binding; protein serine/threonine kinase activity.
UACGUUUUCUCACUGAAGGACACAAGAGCUGGGAUGUGUGGAGGGCAGGUGUGUAGAUGUGUGGGUGGGCGAGAGGGUGUCAGUAACGGCCCCUAUUGGCUGAGAGCCCUGUGAGGAUGACCAGCUUGGAGUUAAUAGUGGUCUCGUCCACCAGUCAGAGCUCUCUUUUUGCUGUCUUUGCAGCGAUGAUAAUUUUUUUUAUUUGCGUGUGGGCCUCAGACCACCCUGUCACUGGAAGUAAUAAAUGCAAACCAUGAGCUCCGCUCAUUACAAGAAUUAUUCCUGCGCCAACAAUAAUUUCUUCGCCAUGAUCGCACCAGCCACCGGCCCAGCGCGUGUCGCCUGGGCGAGACAGAAAGCCGCGGCUUGGGAGCGACGCCAAGUGCAGCGGAGGAAAGCAAAGCAAUCAAAUGAAAUGCAGAAAAUGAAUUUAACUCAUGAGUAUGACGCAAAGCAAAACAAUGACGACGCGAAACAGGACGGGGAUGUGCUUGGGAAGGGGUUCUUUGGAACGGUGCGGCGCACCGUGUACGAAGGCCAGGACGCCGUGGUGAAGGUGCCUCGCAUGGCAGACUUCCAUGCGCCCUAUUUCCUCCACGAGGCACAAGUGUUGCGUCACCUUGCGGGCGCUGGCGGAGCGCCGCGCCUGCUGCACCUGGGGCCGCCUGAGGACCCCAGGAUUGUGAUGACUAACAGCGGUGCGACGACCCUGCGGGACCUGCUGGAGGACAAGGUGCUGGACGAGCGGGACGUGGUGCAAACAGUGCUGGGCGUGGCAUUGAGGCUGAAGGAGGUGCACGCCAAGGACGUGGUGCACAACGAUCUCAAAGCAGAGAAUGUGAUGGUGGGAACCGUCCUCUGCCAGGGCGGCCUGCGUGAGGUCAGCCUGGUUGACUUUGGUAUUGGGGCGUUCGUGGGAGAGCAGGCGCGGCCCAGGUUUGCCUUGCAUGAAAUGUAUGGCACCUGUGACGCCAUGCUCGUGAAAGGUGACCCCGCCAACGACGUGCUGGGCCUCGGCAACCUGCUGCGGGGGGCGCUGGACGAGGCGUGCCAGCAGGGGAGCGAGGGGGCCCUUGGCGGUUGCCUCGGCCCCCUGCUGGAGGCCAUGACGCGCCAAUGUCCCUCACAGCGGCCAGGCCUCGCCCAGGUCAUUCUGGUUCUACAGCACCACCUCGCCCACCACUCAGUGACCCGCCCGCCAGCCCCGUGAAGGACGUAGCCUGAAAAAAAAAAAUAAAUAAAUAAAGAAAGAA